AUGGUUGACAUUUCUUGCUCUAAUGGCAUUAGCAAUGGCAAUGGUGUGAAUGGCAAAAGUCAUUCAUCGCUGAAUGGUUAUAGGAAGAGCUGUUGGUAUGAAGAAGAGAUUGAAGAGAACUUGAGAUGGUGUUUUGCUCUAAAUAGUAUUCUGCAUACAGGGGCUUCUCAGUAUCAGGACAUUGCGCUGUUAGACACAAAGCCGUUUGGAAAGGCUUUAGUAAUUGAUGGAAAGCUUCAAAGUGCAGAAGUGGAUGAAUUCAUCUACCAUGAAUCUCUUGUUCAUCCAGCACUUCUUCAUCAUUCAAGUCCAAAGACAGUAUUUAUUAUGGGAGGAGGUGAAGGUUCCACUGCAAGAGAAAUACUAAGACACAAGACAGUGGAGAAGGUUGUCAUGUGUGACAUUGAUGAGGAAGUAGUAGACUUCUGCAAGGCAUACUUGGUUGUGAAUAGAGAAGCUUUCUGUGAUCCAAGACUUGAUGUCAUCAUCAACGAUGCCAGAACUGAGCUAGAAAUUGGAAAGGAGUGCUAUGAUGUGAUAAUAGGAGACCUGGCAGACCCAAUAGAGGGAGGUCCAUGUUACAAACUUUACACCAAAUCCUUUUACGAGUACAACGUUAAGCCUAGACUCAAUCAAGGUGGCAUCUUUGUCACCCAGGCAGGGCCAGCUGGAAUUUUCAGCCAUACAGAAGUUUUCUCCUGUAUCUUCAACACCUUAAGGCAGGUGUUCAAAUAUGUGGUGCCUUAUUCAGCUCAUAUCCCUUCCUAUGCUGAUACCUGGGGAUGGGUCAUGGCUUCAGAUACUCCAUUUACGCUGAGUGAUGAUGAGUUAGACAUCAGAAUUAAACAGAGGAUUAAAGGCGAGAACAGAUAUCUUGAUGGUAAAACGUUUUCAUCAGCCUCAAUCUUGAGCAAAGCUGUUCGAAAAUCACUUUACGAUGAAACUCAUGUCUACACGGAGGGAACGGCCAGGUUCAUUUAUGGGCAUGGCAGCGUUCACAAACAUAAUCAAGCCUAA
Dovyalis caffra is the source of this 1017-nucleotide messenger RNA. NCBI's taxonomy places the organism in Eukaryota, Viridiplantae, Streptophyta, Magnoliopsida, Malpighiales, Salicaceae. The record is from the annotation of a GenBank genome assembly.